UGAGGAAGGAAGCUGGAUGGAGAGCAGGAGGAGACCUGGAGGACACAUGGCGCCCUGAGAAGCCUGAAGAAACUGCACUUGCCUUUUGGCCGUGGCCUGGUUGACACAGAUGUGGCAGAGUGAACUGUGCUUUCAAAACUGGGACAGGCUGACUCAGAACUACAGUGGCUCUGGAUUCCAGCUUCCCAGCUCCUUGCCUGACUGAGCAUGCACAUCACAGGUGUUUGGAUACUUGGGGUGAUUUCUUUAGCUUCCAGUUAUGCACACAAAGAAAAUACUUUGCCAGAUAUUGAAAAUGAAGAUUUUAUCAAAGACUGUGUUCGAAUGCAUAACAAGUUCCGCUCAGAGGUGAAUCCGAUAGCCAGUGAUAUGCUCUACAUGAGUUGGGACCCAGCUUUAGCUCAAAUUGCAAAAACAUGGGCAAAAGAAUGUUUGUUUAAACAUAACCCACGUUUAUCCCAGAAGCUACAUACAAAUUUCCAUACACUGGGUGAAAACAUCUGGACUGGGUCUCUAUCUGCGUUUUCUGUGUCAUCAGCCAUCACAUCCUGGUACAGUGAAGUUGAAUACUAUGACUUCGAAGAUAGAAAAUGCACCAGAGUCUGUGGCCAUUAUACUCAGGUUGUUUGGGCAAAUAGUUACAAAGUUGGCUGUGCAGUACAGUUUUGUCCUAGAGUUUCUGGUGUUCCGUUUUCCAAUGCAGCCCAUUUUAUAUGCAACUACGGACCAGCGGGAAAUUACCCAACUUGGCCUUAUAAAAAAGGAGCCCCUUGCAGUGCCUGCAGAAAAAAUGACACGUGUUUGGACAAUCUCUGUAGUAAGUAAAAGG
Molecule: messenger RNA, 829 nt
Organism: Talpa occidentalis (Iberian mole)
Lineage: Eukaryota; Metazoa; Chordata; Mammalia; Eulipotyphla; Talpidae
Gene: GLIPR1
Product: GLI pathogenesis related 1
Exons: 5
Coding region: 208-825 (205 amino acids)
Cellular component (GO): extracellular region
Source: RefSeq, a predicted model, not a curated record